AAGCCAACUGUCUGCACGAGGAAAAUGUAUGUUAAUGCCUUUGGGUUUAGAAUGUGAACGAUAACGAUGAGAUGUUGUCACUGUUCCGAAUACAAUCUGGAGAAAAUUUCGUUUGCUUCUGUGCUCCAAUUUUCAUCAACAGGUUAAUAUUUUUGGUUUGUUAAAUGCUUGUAAAAUGUUGGAUGUAAAUCAGUCUCAGAUUAACUUUACUGUUGGUGUGCAGUAUCAGGGGUUACUGGGAUUAGUGAUGUUCUCCAUUCUGACUACAGUACCAUCAUGUGUGUUUCUCUUCAUUAAUGGGACCAUGUUAUUCACCCUGAGGAGUAAAUCUGUGUUUCGUGAGACCUCUCGUUACAUUCUUCUGUAUAACCUACUUUUUGCAGACACUGUACAGUUGGCACAGAGUCAGUUAAUGUACCUACUGGCUGCUUGUAGAGUAACAAUGUCGUAUCCUGUGUGUGGUGUUCUCACCAUGUUCAGCAACCUCUCAAAUCAGAUCUCCCCUCUCACACUGGUGGUGAUGUGUCUGGAGAGAUAUGUAGCUGUGUGCUACCCACUGAGGCAUGCUACCAUCAUCACCAUCAGAAACACAGGGGUGGCUAUCAUUGUGGUUUGGGCCUUCAAUUCACUAAAUGUCUUUAUUCAACUUCUUUUGCUGUUAGAUUUUCCAUUUUCAGACCUGGAGAGUCUGCAGAUGAAAGACUUUUGCACUGACCUAGCAAUGCUUCUUGGCCCAAUGUCUGAUAUUUAUGACAAAGUAUACACUGGUUUUGUGUUUGUUUCAGCUGGUGUUGCAGUUAUUUCUUCCUAUAUUGGUGUGGUGAUAGCAGCCAGGUCAGCCUCCACAGACAAAGCUUCAGCCCGUAAGGCUCGUAACACACUGCUGCUGCAUCUGGUACAGCUGGGCCUCAGUCUCUCCUCAACCAUACACGAUCCGUUGCUAUUCUCUAUCUCCAAAAACCUUGGCAGGGUCAUGACUGUGCGCAUCCAGAUUGUUUUUUAUAUUUGUAUUAUUAUCCUUCCCAGGUGUCUGAGUUCUCUCAUCUAUGGCCUCAGAGACCAGACCAUCAGACCUGUUCUCAUGUACAAUCUCUGCUGUCAGUGGAAACGCUCACCUUCUCUCUCAGGUCCAGCCAAGGCCAAAAUCGGCAUUCAAUUAUUACAUGUGAUUUCUUAACAAAUUUUUAUUUAUUCAACUUUAAAGAAAAAACAAUUUCAUUUUAAAAAGUGAGGUUUUGAGAGUGAGAUAGAGUGAGAUUUGCUGAUUCUAUUCAUGAUCUGUUGUAUAUACAGUGAUUAUCUACACACAAAUACAGUAAAAUGAAAUAAUGUGGCUGACAGUACUAUACCCCACAGACCCAUAGUUCUUUGUAGAUGAAAGCUGCUUGUAACAGCACAGCAGCAUUCUUUAGUUUAUUCUGAAAAUCCCAACAAAUCCCAAGAUGUUAAUUAAAGUUACUUGUCAAAAUGAAGGAUAACAAUGUUUCUGAGCCAGUCACUUUCAACACCCCACUUAUGCUAACACUUCAUAUACUCUCGUGUAUUGUGUGUUUGGACAAAGAAAAACACAAUCUUUCACAUAUGGAUGCAAAGAUAUUCAUACAUCUACCUUGGACCGGCACAUGAAAUCAAAUCGGGGGGGUCAAUAGGUAUUCUUCAUUUUAAGGCAUGUAAGAAAACUAAAUGAAAAUGUACACAGUAGGCCUAUAUCUCAGCAAUUGGUUCAAGUAAAUGUGAAUGUUAAGUCAACUGUUUUGACUAAUUGUCUAAUAGAACAAUGCUCAAACGUCAGGGACAAGAAAACAGUACAUUUGUCGAAAAAGAAGCCUUUUAAAUCUGUAUGAUUGUUAAAAUUAUAAAAAAAAAUACAUGUUACAAACAGACAAUUGUAUUGUACACCUAUUUAACAAUGUAUACCAAAAAUUUCACAAAAACUCAAUUUCUUUCUAUUUUUAUAUCAAAAUCCCAAACGUUUGCCUUGCUGUAAAACAAAAUGUGAUGCGUGCUUACAUACGCAUGAACUAACUGUACUGUACUGUAACUAAUGUCAACCAAUAAUAUCAGCAGCCUCCCAGUGAACACAACCUCCGAGACAGACAGAGGACCAUUUGACGACAGCGGUACCGAGGUGAUUGAUGGAGUUUCCUUAUGGACUCGUUGCUAAGAAUAAACUGUCACCAACAGUAAUGUUAAAUGCUGUUAGCUCGUGCAGCUAACGUUAGCUGACUUAGUCCCAGGGUGGCAAGAGCCAAAACCAGCAAAAGAAAACCACCUGUCUGACUGUUUUUACAGGUCUGUGGAAGCAAACAGCUUUCUGGACUUUAAAAAAAAAAUGACAUGCUUAAAAAAUACUUACAAUAAAAAGUAAAAAAAGAAAAGUAAAA
Messenger RNA from Dicentrarchus labrax (European seabass), 2384 nucleotides. RefSeq names its product odorant receptor 131-2-like. The transcript has a single exon. Gene Ontology annotation, biological process: G protein-coupled receptor signaling pathway. Gene Ontology annotation, cellular component: membrane. Gene Ontology annotation, molecular function: G protein-coupled receptor activity. The coding region runs from base 176 to 1177 and encodes 333 amino acids. The record is from RefSeq and is a predicted model, not a curated record. Lineage: Eukaryota; Metazoa; Chordata; Actinopteri; Moronidae.